This is a messenger RNA of Pichia membranifaciens NRRL Y-2026, 327 nucleotides long. RefSeq lists its product as hypothetical. The record is from RefSeq and is a predicted model, not a curated record. Gene Ontology annotation, biological process: mitochondrial respiratory chain complex IV assembly. Lineage: Eukaryota; Fungi; Ascomycota; Pichiomycetes; Pichiales; Pichiaceae. Gene Ontology annotation, cellular component: mitochondrion. The transcript has a single exon. Bases 1 to 327 code for a protein of 108 amino acids.
AUGGUGGCUAGUUGCAAGGACCAGUUGAAACAAGUUGCCAUUUGUUUGCAAAGAUCACCAUGCGUGAUGAUCGAAAGGCAUACCCCGAAGGAAUGUAUCAACAACCCAGAAUUGAAUAAUGAGCUUCCUGAUUUGUGCAAAGCACAGUUGGCUACAUUUUUAGACUGCAAAAGAGGAAUAGUGGAUAUGAGGAAAAGAAUCAGAGGUAACGGUACCUUGAGUACUGGAAAGUACGACGAACAAUAUCGGAAGUUGUCAGAAGGUGAAUUCGAUCCAAGGGAAGAGAUGAAGAAGCUGAAAACGUUAAACUCAAACCAGAAGCAAUAA